Molecule: messenger RNA, 1107 nt
Organism: Trypanosoma theileri
Lineage: Eukaryota; Euglenozoa; Kinetoplastea; Trypanosomatida; Trypanosomatidae
Exons: 1
Coding region: 1-1107 (368 amino acids)
Molecular function (GO): phosphoprotein phosphatase activity
Source: RefSeq, a predicted model, not a curated record
AUGUCUGAAUAUUCCCCAACGGAGCGACGAAUCCUUGACACAUUUUAUCAGAACCGACCGACAAGUGUGAUAAAGUCAUAUUGGCACAGUCAGUUGCGUUCAUCAAGAGUACCAAUGGAUACAUUGGCAGCAUCACCAUACAAGGAUCGUGGUGGGAGUGCCGCUGGUAUUGCUUCUUCAGAUUCUACAUCUGCUUUAGCAUCUACUCAAAAGACUCCUUCAUCAGCGAAAAGUGGCGGUUUAACAGAUAUCUCCUCACGUGGUUUAUCAAGCCUUACGUCAAGUCGUACUACUUCAUUCACUCGUACUUCAUCAUCUCUACGUAGGCGGUUAAAGGAUAUUACUGGAUCAGGAGAACGUAGUGGAGUAAUAAACCAUCGGGAACGUUUCGGUACUUUGGCUAAACCUUUAUUCCAGAAUUACUUAUUACCACAGUUUGAGGCACAUGAGACGUGUCCAACACUAACAGUCGUGUUUGAUCUUGAUGAAACUCUCGUCUGUAAUAGAGACAUGAAUCUUUCUGCUGCCAUUCUGCGUCCGUAUUGUUUACAUGUACUUAAUGCUCUUCGUCACAUGAAAGGUUUGGAAGUUGUAUUGUGGACAGCAUCCACUAAGGAAACGGCAUCACCUGUGGUAGAACAGUUAAGUGGAAGUGGACCUGUAUUUGAUGAAGUCAUAUAUCGCAGUGACCUUUGGUUUACAGAACCAUUACAUACAAAAGAUUUGCGAUUACUUGGACGUGAUAUGGAUCGUUUGUUGAUUAUUGAUAACGCUGCAAAUUGCUGCAAACUUAAUCCACAAAACGCUCUCUUGGCAGAAGACUUCCACGGACUGCGACGUGAAGAUGAUGCGACAUUGGUGAAUGUGUACUAUAUUAUAGAGCGUGUCCUUAAAAGAUGUCAGGAAGGUAUUGCCGUAAAGGACGCCAUUAGAAAACUUUCAACAGAGGGAUUUCUCUGUUCCUCCAUUAUAUUGGAACUUCCAGAGGCGUGGAAAAAACUCCCACUACGUGAAAUUGCACCGUUAAAAGUUCCACCGCAUGGACGUUUCACACGUGCUCAUCGUGAACCAUUGGGAGAUCCUGUCAUGAAAUACUGGACAAUGUAG